Messenger RNA from Kuraishia capsulata CBS 1993, 1680 nucleotides. RefSeq lists its product as uncharacterized. NCBI's taxonomy places the organism in Eukaryota, Fungi, Ascomycota, Pichiomycetes, Pichiales, Pichiaceae. Gene Ontology annotation, cellular component: vacuolar membrane. Gene Ontology annotation, molecular function: amino acid transmembrane transporter activity. Bases 1 to 1680 code for a protein of 559 amino acids. The record is from RefSeq and is a predicted model, not a curated record. Gene Ontology annotation, biological process: amino acid transmembrane transport. The transcript has a single exon.
AUGGAAGUACCGCACACACCUCCAGAAGGGGCUUUUGUCUCGAUACCUGUUCCCAGAACGAGGGACUCUGUCAGACCUCCGCGCGAUUCUUUUCUGAAUGCUCCAAUUGGUUCGUUUAGGGGAGUCAACUCGCUCUCCCGCUUUGCAUCGUCUUAUCAGAGGGCACAAUCGUUCAAGUCGAUUGAGCCUCGGUUCAAAGUCUCAAGAUCCUACUUCAAAGAUGACGAGGAGCUAUAUGACCCAGACACACUGGCACCCAACUCGCUUGGUCGAAAGUUGUCAACUGUUUUCAACCCAGAACAAUUGACCAGCUUCGCACCAUACUACGACGACGAACAAGCUGUUGACGAUAUGUCUUUUGCAGAGCAAUCGUACCACGCAAUAUCCAGGGCUCCGUCGCUGAUCUCAUAUGCCACAGCAAACCACAUUGCAGACGAAUCAACGCCAUUGGUGCUGAAGAAGGUGGAGGAUGCAAAUGGUAAUCUCGUCACCGUUAUCGCUGGCCAGUCCACGGCUCCCCAGACCGUGUUCAAUAGUGUGAAUGUGCUGAUAGGAGUUGGUCUUUUGGCACUGCCAUUAGGCCUCUCGCAUGCUGGUUGGGUUCUGGGGGUCAUCAUCCUGUGUCUGUGUGCCAUAUCUACGUUUUGGACGGCAAAGCUACUCUCCAAAUGCAUGGAUACUGACCAGACUUUGAUGACAUAUGCCGACCUCGGAUAUGCAGCUUUCGGGCCCAAAGCUCGGCUAAUGAUUUCUGUGUUGUUUUCGCUGGAUUUGCUCGGAGCCGGUGUUUCUCUGAUUGUUCUUUUCUCCGAUUCGCUGAAUGCUCUGUUUCCCCAGAUCAGCGUGAACCAGUUCAAGGCCAUAGCCUUCUGCGUUCUGACGCCGUUCUCGUUCAUGCCGCUGAGAGUUCUUAGUAGCAUCAGUUUGCUCGGAAUAGCCUGUACAUUGAGCGUCAUUCUCACCAUAUUGGUUCUUGGUCUCGUCAAACAGGACUCUCCGGGCUCUCUGCAACAGUUCAUGCCAACCAACCUAUACCCCCGUUCUGUGAACGAUAUCCUCAUUGCAUUGGGAAUUCUCAUGGGCCCAUUUGGAGGCCAUGCGAUUUUUCCAAACCUCAAGGUUGAUAUGAGACAUCCUCUCAAAUUUGAAAGCUGUCUGAAAACUACCUAUGCCAUCACCUUCAUGGCUGACUUCUCAAUGGCCUGUAUUGGCUUUCUCAUGUUCGGGAACGCGGUCCAUGACGAGGUAACCCACUCAGUGCUUAUAACACCCGGUUAUCCAGCUUUUGUGUAUGGGUUGAUCUCUGCGCUGGUCAGCUGUGUCCCGUUGGCGAAAACGCCGUUGAAUGCAGGCCCCAUCAUCAGCAUCAUUGAGUUUGUUCUUGGCUUGAAAGACUCUCCCCAAAACAGCUCGUUUGGCACUGGAAUUCUCAAGGCACUCGUUAAGAUUGGAGUGAACCUCCUUUUCGUCGUUACUUCCGUGGCAUUCCCCAAAUUUGACAAAAUCAUCGGGGUCCUAGGAGCUUCUGUGUGUUCCCUCGUCUGUCUCAUUUUGCCAUGCUCUUUCUAUCUCAAAAUCUGUCAGCCAACCUCCAGAAGAGAGCGUGCUCUCUGUGUGUUCACAAUCGUUGUUGCCUCUGUUUUGGGCGUAUUGGGAACGAUUGCAGCCAUUUCGUUUUGA